Messenger RNA from Phyllotreta striolata, 4841 nucleotides. The record is from the annotation of a GenBank genome assembly. NCBI's taxonomy places the organism in Eukaryota, Metazoa, Arthropoda, Insecta, Coleoptera, Chrysomelidae.
UUGUGACUUGUGACAGCGUGACUGAAUUUCGGACUAUUUGGCAAAGCGAACGAAGACAACAAGGGAAUAUUAAAAUGUGGAUUAUUUAGAUGUGAAAGUGUUUAUUUCGCAUUGUCGUUGAGAACCAUUAAGAUUCCAUUGUUACUUGUUAGUGUUUCCUAAAAUUAAACAAAAAAAUGAGUGAUGACGACCGAGAUAUUGACGUUGAAAGCGACGAGGGUGACGAUUCCGAUUCUCGUCAAGCAACAUCUAGACAGUCGUCAGGAAGUCAAUAUUAUUCUCAGGCCGAGAAGCGAGCCCAUCACAACGCUUUGGAGAGGAAACGGCGAGAUCACAUAAAAGACAGUUUUAGUAGCUUAAGGGAUUCAGUACCAGCCCUAAACGGAGAAAAAGCGAGUAGAGCACAGAUUUUGAAGAAAGCCGCCGAGUACAUCCUCUUCAUGAGGAAAAAGAACAGCUCGCACCAACAAGACAUCGAAGAUCUGAAGAGGCAGAAUACCUUGCUCGAAGCUCAAAUUCGUACGUUAGAAAAAGCUAAAUCGACAGGGUCGUUCAAUCUCGACGCGGACAUCAAAGAUAGUGUAUUUAACGAGACCGAAUCGGACACGUCUGAUGCGGAGGGAUCGUUGCAGCAGAGGAGGCCGAAGAAAAUGAAAGUCGGAUCGUACCAUUAGGAAUUAAGUAAGGUUUAGUAAAUGACAAGUGUAUUUGUAGAUUGGCCGGGGCGUUUGUGACGUACGAACUGUUUUUUAACUUGCGUUAAGGGCUCGGUUGAAAUGUUAACGAAGAAAUUAAUUCGUAAUUAUUGGAAAUGCUGUUUUAUAAGUGUAUUUUUUAGGAGAAACAUCGUAAAAUACAAUCAUACUUGUCAUGUUGUGUCCUCAAAUAUAAAAUAAGUGUCACUUGUUUGUUUCCAGUUCUUUUAUGGGAUUUAAGUGAUUUUUUUUAUAUAAAUUUGAACAUUAUCUGUUAAUACAUAUUUAGUUUAUGUUUUAUUCGUGGUUGUUCAGCCCUUGUAAAAUGCUUGUAUAAUUUGUUAUAUCCGUAAAAUGUUUUUGAAUUUUAAUACAAUCUCAUGGAUAAUGUAUAAUAUUAAAUUAGUUUAUAGUUUUUAUUGUUUUUUUAACGUCCUCGACAAAUUAAUGGAAUGGGUAAGUAUGGGGAUAAAAUUAAAAUCGACAAAUCGAAUUGUAUUUUUAUUUUUAAGACAUUAAUAUGAAACAUAAAACUAACAUGAAUUUGUGUUCUAACAAAGAAUAUUAACAGAUUAGUGUUAAAUAACAAUUUCGUCUCUAAAAUUCCUAGAAGCAAAUCAAAAAUUUUCCAAAUUAAUUUUUUUGUAAUUUUUCCGAUCGCUUCAAAAUAUUAAAAAACAGCAAUAGUUACAAUUCAACAACAAUAUUGCAAUAAUUUGCGCCUGAUGAUUCAAAAACCGUGCUUUAUAUUUAAAAUUGCAGAAAAACUCUAAAAUUUAAAUACAUUCAUAUAUUUCUAAUAGAAUAAAUUCGUAAUAUAGGUAAUUUUUAUAUAUAUUUGAAAACCAAUAAAAUACAGUUUACAACUACACCAAAAAAAUACCUUAUUUACACAUUCGAGAAAAAAUUUAAGCGAAAUCAAAUCAUGCAUUAAAUUUACUUUAAAUAAACUCAUUACUUGAUUUCAACAUGUCAAAAAUGGAUAAUAAUGUCCCUGGUUGAAUCAAUUCAGUUGUAAAAUCCAUGUUGAAUCAUUUACGGCCAUUUGAUGGACAAUGUGAAAUUUAAAACGAAAAUACAAUUUACCAAAAAAUAGAAUAUCAAAUAAAAUAUAUACGAAACGACGUAACCACAUAUAAUACAUUUUGAUUCACAACGAAUGGCUGCCAAUUUAAUGACGAUUGUUCUAUUCCACAAAGUAUAACAAUUCUUUAAAGACAUUUAGAAUAUCCCUAUAAUUACAUCAUAAUUGCAUAACUCAAUCAAUUUGAAUGCAAGAGAAAUAACGACGUACCCAGUGAAUCAAUCUGUAUUGGUACAGUAAAAAAUUCAGACAAGUAGGUACCUAAUUUAUUUAACACAACCGAACUAAUCCCUUUAGUAACCUCUACCACCAACAAAUGUCUCGUAUAAUUCCAUAACCGACGCGAGAAUGGUAGAGAUUACCAAGUACAUUGCCUCUAGUUCAAGAAUUUUAUUCAAAGUUCGAUUCAUUGUUCAAAUGGACAACAACAUCAAUAUUCAUGCUGGUAAUGAUGCUUCCCCAUCUGUUUAUUGUCUGAUUUUUUUUAAUUCGAUUGGCAGCACUUAAAGUACAAAAUAUCAGCUACCAGCAGAGAAUCGGCGCUGCGUAUUGAGACCUACAUUGCAAUUUAUCAGCGUGUGUUUAACAUAUGUACGCUGUUAACAAUGAGUCCUUUUCAUCACAGAUAUAUUAACGUAAGUUCCAAUGGGGAUCGCGUGUUAAUUAAGUAGCUCUGAUCGUUCUGCGAUCCCGAUGGAGCAUCAACAGAUUUCGAUGGCAACAAACUCGCAUCCAAUGCGCAGGAACUGGGAAUCUAAAGUAUAUUUAACGAUACAGGAAUGUUUGUGGGUUUCGUAACAAUUUUCGUGCAAUUAGCAAAUUAUUCCGAAUGAAACCCUGCACAUUGGAUGCAUUUCCGACACACACACGAGACAUACUAAAUGACAAUCGUAAAACAUCUUGUUAAUACUAAUAUCUUGGACUAGUUUUUCUCUCAUUACAAUAGCAGGUUAAGUUUUGUUACAAUCACUUUGUUAUUCAGGUACAAGAUCUUAAUGAUUUUUUGUCACUAAUCUUUGAUUCACUCACAUAAAAGUUGAUAUUCAAAUUAUUCGACGUUUUGAUAAUCGAAUCAUAACAAAAAACGUACAGUCGCUGUAAAGUAUACUCAAAUCGGAUCGAUCAGCAAUAAUUCUUUAACAAUUUUGUCGAUGAAAAAUAAGUUAUAUUCGACAAUUCGAGUAUACGAUAUCCAAUAAAUCGUUAUACGAAGAAUGCAAAAAAAAUUGUGGUAAUUACACAAAUAUUGGCAUUGAAUGAAUACUAGAUAAGUAUGAUGACUGUGCUUGGUACAUUCUUCGUAAAAUCAUCUUCAACAAUCGAUCAUUCAAUUAAGAAAAUGUAACACAUACAUAUAUAUGAUCAGUUCUACAUUAUUAUCUACCUACAAGAUAUAUAUUUUUUGAAUUAUAUAUAAUUACAGAUACAGAUUCAUCUUUCUUCGCACUAAAGAAGUAAUAUAAUUAGUUUCUCAUAACUUUUUAUUAACCUGACUUGAAUAUAUUGGUCUUUGGUCAAUAUUUUUUCAAUAUAUCAUGUUUAAUCUCUUUAUCUUUAAUACUGUGUAAUCACUAACUUGAGAAUUAUUUAUCAUUAAAUGUUCUUAAGCAUUUGAAAUAGAAUAUUCGUUGAAUUAUGUAAUUUGCAGUGGUAACAAAUUUUUAAAAACUAUAAAAUUUCAAUUCAACAACAACUCGCAUCAGUCUCAUUUGCGUAUAUAAAAAACGUGGUAUAAAUAAAAACAAAAAUUGGCUAAAAAGUAAACAUAUUUUGACUGUUAAUCAGCUCCACAACGAACAUUUGUCUACGUAAUUUUGUUUUAUUUGUUCUUGUUAUUACUUACACAUUGAACACAUAAAUACUGCAACAUUACAUAAUCAACACAUUGUAUGUAACAUACUUAACAUUGUAGGAACUGUAUUGGAUAUAUUGCAUAUAGUUCUUAAAAUAAAAAUAUAAAAUUCAACGCAAAAAAUAUAAUAAAACAAAAAACAGAUCAUAAGAAUAGGCUGCGUUAUUAACCUAUGUUUUGGUCAAAAGAAAAGCAAUUUUUUUGUUCCGUUUUAUCCUCAAACAACCGUUCGAAAUCGUUACGAAUCGGCGACAAUUCUCAACGUAUUUUAUUUUAAAGAGCUCAUCGAUCGUUGUUACGUUUGCUUUUCAUUCUUUUUAAGUGUUUCAAUAUCACAGAUGUUUAACUUCUUAUCGCUACUGUUUCAUUUAUCAACGAAAAUAGUCAGACUUUGCACGUUUGGAUAUUUGUUGGAAUGUGCAAAGUAUUUUUAUAUCACCUCUUUCAGCUUAAACUAACACAUUAUAUACUAUAAAAAACAAUAAUUUUUUUCCUGAUAAAUCGUUCAUUCACGACCUGCAGAAGCGCCAAAUCUGGGGCAACAUUUAAGAUACAGCAACGUGCGUUAAUUUAACAUUUUUUUAACACUACUUAUAAAAUUAGACACAUUUAUAUAAUAUUUUAAUGCAGUAUUUGUAUAUGUUAUCUAAUUAAAAUGUAACCGUCGAUUUACUCGCUUCUACAUGUACAAAAAUCUCCCUAUAAAACAAUAUUUAUUUGAACGUCAUUCUCGCAACCGUUUAUCGAAUUAAAGAGAGCAAACAAAAUAAAAAAAAUAUUUAAUUAGGUGCUCGGUUAAAUAGAUGUUUGAAGUUUUAUUUGUAAGUUGUACUUAACUAGUGGAGGUCUGCUAAAACUAGUGGUAACAAAUAUUCAUCCGAAUCCCCGCCCGUCGGAUUACGAACUACUGGGUGCAGUUUCGAUCUUUUCACAGGUUUCCACGGUUUCUCCGAAUAGUCGUUUGUAUCCUAUAUAAAAACAAUAUAAUUGAAUCGUCACCCGACAAAAUAGCCCAAAGAUAAAACCAAAAGCAAAAAUCACUCAAGAUAAAACACCAAAAAGGCAAAAUCCCUAAAAUAAAACAGCUAAAAGACAAAAUCGCCCAAGAUAAAACAGCCAAAUGGCAAAAUCACCCAAGAUAGAACAGCCAAAAGGCAAAAUAGUCCAAAAAUAAAACAGCAAAAAGGCAAAAUCGCCCAAGAUAAAACAG